GAAAUGGCGUUACAGUCGGUUAGUGCGUUGUUCGUUGGAGUUCUGUUGGCAUGGAGCGUCGCGGCCCCCAGCGACCCCUGCUUCAAUUACGACAACGUCUCUAAGGGGAAAGGAGAUAAGAACGACGUCAUGGAGAGUGUAGCAUGGCACAGACCGCUGUCAGCGACGUCACGGCAGGAGGAGGAGUUGAUGCAGAGGUCUGCGCGAGCGCUGACCUCCGCCACCGACCCGCUGGAGAAGCUCCGUCUACUCUGCUUGUCCCGUGGCGCGUCGGGCAUAUUGGGCCUUGGAAGGAUCUUCCGACGAAUGGAUGACGACGGCAGCAAGCAGUUGAAUCAGGAAGAGUUUAUCAAUGGAAUCAAGGAAACUGGACUAGAACUUAACCAUACGGAUGCAGUGGAGCUGUUCAACAGGUUCGAUACAGACAAGAGCGGUUCCAUCAGCCUUGAUGAAUUCUUAGUACACAUCCGUCCUCCCAUGUCAGACUCUCGCAAGGCUAUCGUAGAGCAGGCGUUCAAGAAGCUGGACAAGACAGGAGACGGAUUCAUCACCGUCGAUGAUAUCCGAGGAGUCUACGCUGUUACUUCACAUCCCAGAUACAUGAGCGGUGAAGAGACAGCGGAUUUAAUCCUGAACAAGUUCCUUUCUAACUUUGAGUCUGAAGGAUCAGUGGACGGCAAAGUAACUUUGGAGGAGUUUAUGAACUAUUACAGCGGGAUCAGCGUGUCCAUUGACAAUGAUUGCUACUUCGAUCUGAUGAUGCGCCAGGCUUACAAGCUUUAAGAGAAUAACAUACGCCUCAACAGAAGGACGGACACCACAAUUAUUGAAAUUUAUUUUCAGCUUGAAAUUUUAAAUUGUAGUCCCUUGCCUGGUCUUUAAAAUUGUUCUUUUAUCAAUAGUACUCCAGAAUCGUACCGACCGAAGAGUUUUAAUGUACAUUGACCAGCAGGUCAUCAGGCCUUUCUGUCCAAUUUCUUUACCUUGCCGUUUUGAUAUGAUAAAGUUGAAAAUCCAAAUAGGCUUUAGGUUACUGGUUUACCUGCAAACUCAUCAAUAGAUAUUCAACUUUAUUGUAUAACUUAACGGUUGAAGAUCUAUUCGAGAAUACGUUUUGGAAUGUACACUAAAACUAAUGGUCCAAUCGAACAAGAUGGCCACGUUGACUACUUUAGGAUGAUCUGAUACUGCGUUAUAAAAUAAUUUUGCAAAUGGCAUACAAUUUCUUGACAUGAUCACAGAUCUGUACGAUGUGUCCCCGGGACAGCGAGUCAUAAUAAUUUUAAUAUAUUUUAAACGAAAUCUACUAGUUCUGACCUUGGGGUUAUUUUUACCACACCCGCUUAUUCAAUCGCUUAUAUAGCUAUUGAUUUUUUAGAAUACAAUAUGUUUAUUUAAAAUAUUAAAGUACUUUACUUGCUUCAACUUACUUUCAAAGUUACUGGUUUAGUAUGAAUGUUGACCAGCCCUAUUUUCACUACUAUUUGUUAACAGUAUUGUCAUUUGGUGUUCCGUACUUUUGUAGGCUCAUUUUUGCACCAACCUCUUUCGAUGGUCGUUUAGCCGUUUCGGUGUGCACUUACAUUUCUAACAUAAUUUAAUACAGCUGUAUUUUAAUUUAAUAAAUUAUUAUCGUGUGG
Molecule: messenger RNA, 1640 nt
Organism: Spodoptera exigua (beet armyworm)
Lineage: Eukaryota; Metazoa; Arthropoda; Insecta; Lepidoptera; Noctuidae
Source: the annotation of a GenBank genome assembly